Messenger RNA from Lasiodiplodia theobromae, 282 nucleotides. RefSeq names its product Ubiquitin-like modifier protein. Gene Ontology annotation, biological process: protein sumoylation. Lineage: Eukaryota; Fungi; Ascomycota; Dothideomycetes; Botryosphaeriales; Botryosphaeriaceae. Gene Ontology annotation, cellular component: nucleus; septin ring. Bases 1 to 282 code for a protein of 93 amino acids. The record is from RefSeq and is a predicted model, not a curated record. Gene Ontology annotation, molecular function: ubiquitin-like protein ligase binding; protein tag activity. The transcript has 2 exons.
AUGUCGGACAACGGCUCUCCGAAGCAGGAUAAUCCCCAGUCUGAGCACCUGAACAUCAAGGUGACAGACAACAACAACGAGGUCUUCUUCAAGAUCAAGAGGACGACCCAGCUCAAGAAGCUCAUGGACGCUUUCUGCGAGCGCCAGGGAAAGUCGCCGGCCAGCGUCCGCUUCCUCUUCGAUGGUCAGCGCGUCAGCGCGACGGACAACCCGGACACGCUCGAGAUGCAAGAUGGUGACACUCUCGAGGUGCACCAAGAGCAGAUCGGAGGUGCCUGCUGA